Molecule: messenger RNA, 2665 nt
Organism: Canis lupus familiaris (dog)
Lineage: Eukaryota; Metazoa; Chordata; Mammalia; Carnivora; Canidae
Gene: NFYB
Product: nuclear transcription factor Y subunit beta
Exons: 9
Coding region: 384-1001 (205 amino acids)
Biological process (GO): regulation of transcription by RNA polymerase II
Cellular component (GO): CCAAT-binding factor complex; nucleus
Molecular function (GO): protein heterodimerization activity; DNA-binding transcription activator activity, RNA polymerase II-specific; RNA polymerase II cis-regulatory region sequence-specific DNA binding
Source: RefSeq, a predicted model, not a curated record
CCAGCCCUGAGGAGCGGUAGUCUUCGAGAACAAAGAAUUACAGAGCACCCACAAGUCGCAAUCUUGCCCAAAGUACUGCAACAGGAUAAUUUAAACAAGGUUAGGUAGCAUACGACCUUAAGCAGAAAGAGCAUCCCACCAGCCCGCACGCACUCCACGGUGCCCUGGUUCGUGCCACGAAUCACUGGGGUGGUUUGGGCGUUCGUUCUUAGUAUGGAAACUCAUCGGCAAAAUAAAGUGGUUGAAAUUGGGUGAAGAUUGGAUCCCUUUUUAAAAAGGUGUUCCUGAACACCACUGACAACACAGUUCUGACAGUAUUUCAUGACAAAGCCACUAAGAAGUAUCAAUAAAUAGAUACCCUCUACUUGUGCAAAUUAUUAAAGAUGGAUGGCGACAGUGCUACCACAGAUGCUUCUCAACUAGGCAUCUCUGCAGACUACAUCGGAGGAAGCCACUAUGUUAUACAGCCUCAUGAUGAUACUGAGGACAGCAUGAAUGAUCAUGAAGACACAAAUGGUUCAAAAGAAAGUUUCAGAGAACAAGAUAUCUAUCUUCCAAUUGCAAAUGUAGCAAGGAUAAUGAAAAAUGCCAUACCUCAAACGGGAAAGAUUGCAAAAGAUGCCAAAGAAUGUGUUCAGGAAUGUGUGAGUGAGUUCAUCAGCUUUAUAACAUCUGAAGCAAGUGAAAGAUGUCAUCAAGAGAAACGGAAGACAAUCAAUGGAGAAGAUAUUCUCUUUGCCAUGUCAACCUUAGGCUUUGACAGUUAUGUAGAACCUCUAAAAUUAUACCUUCAGAAAUUCAGAGAGGCUAUGAAAGGAGAGAAAGGAAUUGGUGGAACAGUCACAGCUACAGAUGGGCUAAGUGAAGAACUUACAGAGGAGGCAUUUACUAACCAGUUACCAGCUGGGUUAAUAACUGCAGAUGGUCAACAGCAAAAUGUUAUGGUUUAUACAACGUCAUAUCAACAGAUUUCUGGUGUUCAACAAAUUCAGUUUUCAUGAUCUGAAGAAAUGGUGGCAUGGGGAGUGGAGAGAAGCAAAAGAGUCUGUAUGAUUCUGGAAACAGAGACCUUAUAAGGAAGUGAUUGGGGAAAAGAUGUCUCUUUGUAUAUUAAAUAGCUGUAAUGUAGCUUCCUGAUGCUUGACUAAUUGAGGUGUUAAUUCUGACUUGAGAAUCUUUUUUCAUGAAUGAUUUUAAAGAAAAAUUUGGAUUUUAAAGGUAUUAAAAUAUUUUUGUUUUGUACGAGAGUUUGUUGCUCUGUAUGACUCCUGUAUGCAUUGUAUAUUGCAAUUUAUUACUGUCAGAGAUUUGUAGACAGUUUCUUAUUUUCAUAUUGAAUCAUGUUACUUUUGUAAUUCAAGUAAGCAGCUGGGUUAAUUCAUGAUGUUUGCCCUUUUAAUAAAAUACAAGGGUAGAGUUCAUUUUGAAUGCAAGUUGCCUUUAUUAUAAAUUUGAGUUUGUCUUGGUUAUAUAAUAUCUUGCAUGGUAACCUAGCUAGAUUUUUAGCAUUUGCCAUAUUUAUUAAAAUUAAUUUUUUGUAAAACAUUCAUAGCUUAAGCAGCACCAUUUUUUAAAAAUGUAAUUGAAAAAUCAAGUGUAAAUGCAGAAGCAAACAUUGUCUGCCCUAUUAAACUCGGUGCCCGUUAACAGUGUUUACACUGUUCAUUGUGCCUGUUAAGAUAGUUUUAGUUUAUUGGAGCUUUUGUUAAGACCAGAUUUGUUUUUGAGUUAUGUUAUUAUGAGUGUUGGAAUUCAUUUAAGCUUAAUGUAGUCCUAGUGCUCUUGAAAUGGUGCCCUUUUCAUUUUUAUAUGAUUUUUCCAAAGCAUAUCUUCAAAUACUAAAGUAUCCUCUUCCAGAAGAGGAAUUUUAUAGUCUGAUGGUAAAUGUCCUCGUUUUACCUUUUUAAUUGAUAUGUCAAGUUUCCUAAUUAUACUAUGGGAACCAAGAAACGUCAGACAUCAUUGUGUGUGUACAGACCUUUCUCUACAUGGGUGAGUGAAUGCAGUGGAGAACAGAGUGUGUGCUACAGAUGGUGUGAAACAGAAGCCCCAACUUCUAGUGCUGUCUUGAUCUUUGCAAUAAACUAAACUUAGAUAAUGUAACUUUGUAUAAUUUAGUAGUAUGUACUUGGGUUGUUCCUUUUUUAAAAUGAGGAUUUGUAUAUUCUCAUCUGGUUUUUUUUGGUGAUGAUUAACCUGUUUUGGGUUUUGUUUUGUUUUUUUUUUUUUAAUAUCAACAAUUGCUAUUGUAUAAUAGUUUGCCUAAAAGACGAUUUAAAUGUCAUCCUGGAAGGACACUCAAAUUUAUAAGAUAGAAGCAAUUUCACAGAUAUGGGCUGAACAGAAAUAUUUACCUUGUCAGAGGGAGACUUUGGGGCACAUAUUUGGGCUAAUCUGAGGUUAUUAAUAACUUCCUCAAUACCCUCCCAUUUAAUUUCAGUAUAGAAAAUUCAAAUAGGCAAAAAAGGGGGAGGGGGCAUUAAGCAAAAUCAACUAUCAUCCUACUAUGCUGAAAUAACCAAUGUUAAUAUUUUGGUAAAUAUCACUUGUCCUCUUACUUUGCUAAAUAUGUAUAUUUUUAUAAAAAUGGGCUCAUACUUGCUUACUGUUUUGUAACCUGCUUUUUUUCACUUAACAAUAUAUUGUAAACAUCUUUCCCAGGUCA